CCUUGCACAUCUCACACCCCACCAUCUCACCAACGAUAAUGCGACUCCCAUCAUGCCUCGCCGUCUGCCUUGGAAGACCAGUACAGAUUCAAAGACCGACAGAGACCAGCCCAUAAAGUCACCGAGCCCAGACCUUCCAGCGUCCAAGUCCCCCAGCGUACCCUCAGCGCCAACCUCGGUAUCACGCACACCGUUCAAGACAGCGCCAUCGCGUCGCGCUGUUGAUCCCGAAGAUGGUGUUCGUAGUCCCUCCACGUCACCGCCCCCGGAGGUUCCGGUUGAGAGGUUCAUGAUCCCAGGUGCCCUUCACGAUGACCGUUAUCGGAUGGUGGAAGACGAGCUUGUCAACGUCGCCCAUCAAUUCACGAAACAUCUCCACCGUGCAGAGUAUAACCGGCUUAAGAAUCUGGCAAAGUCUCAAAAUGCCGCCACCAUCCAAGAGAUCGAGCGUCCCGUCGUCGGCACGCCAACUCUUCUCACGCGACAGCGACAUGAGAGCGCGCGUCAGAUUGCGAAGCAGCAAAAGGUGCUACAGAAAGGCAGCCAUAGCAGGGAUAUGCCGCGGGUACCCACGGGUUUGCAGGGCUUGAUGGAAAGUCCCAGGAAAGAGGCGAAAUGGAUUUCGACCAGCGCCGCUGGGACAGCCACGACAAGGGCGGCGGCUGGCUUCCAAUCAAACCUAUCCAGCCCGCCCAAGCAACGAGAAUCACAACAACGGUUUUCAUCAGUGAAGAAGCGCCGACUCCCGAGGAUGGAUGAUGAUACCACGGACGAAAGUGACGCGGAGCCAUCGACGCCCUCACGAAGCUUGAUAUCCAAGCCCGCGCGCCUCACUGAACUCUCCUCGGCUACAUCCCGCUCAACUACAUGGCCACUGGGCACACCCAGAGCGGCAGUUGCGGCUUCAAGUUCGAGGGAUAGCCCUAGGCCUACCCCCAGCACACAUCGGCCUCGUGUCACGCCGGUCAAGACUGGGCCAUCUCGAGAGAGCAACGAUGAAAAUGAUGAUGACGAUGAUGACCCAUUUGGAAUUACCAAGCGGAGAAUACGGCGACAGCAGUCAAAGGACCAGUUUCGCAAGCCGGAACAUAAGUACACUCUAAAGCCCAAGAAGUCGUCGCCUGACAAUAUACCAUCCUUCAUGUGAAGGGCUCACGGAUUCGCAAUCACGGCUCGAACAAGAAAGCACAUAAUGCCUAUUUGAAACCUCAUCCCAGGAUCUUGGCUUGGUCCAAGGUUUUGACCUAUGAGUGAACAGAGUAAAUCAUUUCUUUUCAUUGCAGUCUCAUGCAUGUCAUCUAGGAAUCCGCCAUUGUAAGCUCAUCAAAGUCGUCCAGCAACUCGUCCAUAUCAACCCUCGGGGCCUCAUCAUCCUCCUCCGUCU
Molecule: messenger RNA, 1384 nt
Organism: Ilyonectria robusta
Lineage: Eukaryota; Fungi; Ascomycota; Sordariomycetes; Hypocreales; Nectriaceae
Exons: 3
Coding region: 53-1147 (364 amino acids)
Source: RefSeq, a predicted model, not a curated record